UAUUUCGAAUUUCAUUUAACCAACAAAAAAAAAACAAUUCGAUUUAACCACAAUCUACGCAAAUCGGGAAGAUUCUCACGAAUUUUCCAAAUAAGAAACAACAAAAUAGAAAUGAUGCAAGUUACAUUCACACGGAAUUUAGUGCGAUUGGCCAAACCAUCGCUGGCCAAUCAAUUUGAACGGCAAUUUAGUCAAUUGCGUGUAUUAACACCAUUGGUUAGUUCAUUGGAUAGAUUUUUGAAACCGACGACGACAACAACAGUAAUGCGUGAUUUCUGCUCGGAGCAGUCCAAAAAGAAAAAGCAAAAGAAGAACCCACCAGCUGUUGAGCAUGUUGGUCGUUUGGACUUUCGCAUUGGAACUAUUGUUGAGGUGAACAAAGCUCCGGAUGCCGACACACUCUAUUUGACGAAAAUUGAUAUUGGAGGCGAAUUUUUAUCCGUUGUUGCCGGCCUCGCGAAAUUCCUUACAGUCGACGAAUUAAUUGGACGGAAUGUCGUUGUUUUGUGCAACUUAAAGCCAUCCAAACUCCGUGGUCACUUGUCGGAAGGCAUGAUUAUGUGUGCAAAAAGUGGCGAUAAAAUGGAAGUGCUUGAACCACCCGCAAAUGCAAAACCUGGUGACUUGGUCUACUGCGAGAGCUACGAACGAACUAUACCUGAUGGAGGACGUGACAAAAAGAAAUUGUACGAUCCAUUAGCUCCAGAUAUGGCUACAAAUGAUCAACUUGUCGCCUGUUACAAAGGCUCAUAUUUGUACGUUCCCGACAAGGGAAACAUUGUUACUAAGUCGCUAAAAAAUGCAAACAUCACGUAAACACAUUGAACUGUUUUGUUUUCUUGCAUUUCCUAGAUUUUAGUCAUUCAGCCGCAUUGAAAUGUUUUCGUUUAUGUUAAUUGAUAAAGAAGAAAAAAUGAAUUUUACUUUAAAAAAAAAACCAAAGCCGUUGUUUUCAUUGUAUUUUCUAUUUUGAAGCAUGGAAACGUUGACGUUGAUUACGUUGGUAACGAGUUUUGUUGCUGUCAAUGUGCAUCACUAUUUGAGGUUAAGUCUUCACAUAUCUCAUUUUACACACACAACACAACACAACAGACCGAUAGCGAUUGUGAGAGGAAUUUAUGCCGGAUUGCUUUUGUUCACAGAUUUUAUUCAUUUGUUAAUUGUACAAAAUGAGUUCGGAGCUAAAAAAAGUGGUGCAAACCAAUAAGACUGCCAAUACAACUCUAAACGAGCUCAAUGUACAGUUUGGAGCAAUCAAAGCGAAGAGCAAUGAGGUUCGAAAACAACAAUUACGAAUUGAAAAUGAAAAUUUGCGUCAGCAAAUCGAAUUGGCCAAGCAGCAAUUGAUCGAUUUGGAAACUCGCAAUGGUAAAAAGCAAAUUCCGGUACCAAGACAAAGUGCCACGAAGCCAUCUGUUCAAGUGAACAAUGUUCAAGCGCAAGCAUCACCAAAACCAACAGCAAAUGCGGAAAAUCAAGCGGCCAAACCGUCAAAAGAUAAAAAACCCAAAACAGAAAAAAACCCAUGGAAGAAACCAGAAGCUGGUGAAAAGGCAUCGGCUGCUGAAGAAGUGAUUGAUAUCAGCCGACUUGAUUUGCGCAUUGGUAAAAUUGUUGAAGUUCAAAAACAUCCCGACGCUGAUGCUUUAUAUCUCGAGAAAAUCGAUGUCGGAGAAGAUAAGCCGCGUACAGUCAUUUCGGGUCUCGUAAAGCAUGUGCCGAUUGAAGAAAUGCAAAAUCGCCUACUCGUUGUGUUCUGUAAUUUAAAACCGGCCAAAAUGCGUGGUAUCCUAUCCGAAGGAAUGGUUUUAUGCGCUUCAACACCGGAAAAAGUUGAACUUAUCAAUGUUCCACUGAAUUCAGUACCUGGCGAUCCAGUCUAUACAGAAGGCUAUGCUCGCAAUCCAGACGCUCAACUAAAUCCAAAAAAGAAAAUUUGGGAAACAAUCGCACCAGAUCUUAAGACCAAUGAUGAUUUGCUUGUGUGUUACAAAGGUGCCCCAUUGUAUGUGCCAGAAAAAGGGCAACUCAAGGCACCAACACUCAAAGGUGUCAAUGUUAAAUAAUUUGUUUAUUUUUUGCUACAAAAAAAUAUUGAACCAAGAACAUUCACUCAACUGGCAAUCUAUUUCUUAUUUAAAAACAAAAUAAAAUGCAGUUUUGCACAAUA
Molecule: messenger RNA, 2170 nt
Organism: Sitodiplosis mosellana (orange wheat blossom midge)
Lineage: Eukaryota; Metazoa; Arthropoda; Insecta; Diptera; Cecidomyiidae
Product: aminoacyl tRNA synthase complex-interacting multifunctional protein 1-like
Exons: 4
Coding region: 1170-2066 (298 amino acids)
Molecular function (GO): tRNA binding
Source: RefSeq, a predicted model, not a curated record